Ruditapes philippinarum (Manila clam) is the source of this 10674-nucleotide messenger RNA. Its product is annotated as activin receptor type-2B-like. Gene Ontology annotation, molecular function: activin receptor activity; ATP binding; activin binding. Lineage: Eukaryota; Metazoa; Mollusca; Bivalvia; Venerida; Veneridae. Gene Ontology annotation, cellular component: plasma membrane; activin receptor complex. The record is from RefSeq and is a predicted model, not a curated record. Gene Ontology annotation, biological process: cellular response to growth factor stimulus; activin receptor signaling pathway; protein phosphorylation. The transcript is spliced from 7 exons. The coding region runs from base 205 to 1878 and encodes 557 amino acids.
AAUCCAUAUUUACAUCCGGGCAUCUGAAAUGAAAGUCGGCCAUGUUUGAUGUUUGGAAACAAAUUUGGACUAUAAUUGACAAAGUUUCGUUCGAUUUUGUAGUAUUUCAUUGAGUGUUAGCUUACUUAAUGGUAGAUGCAGAUGAAAAACCAGCCGCAGAUAUCCCAUGGAUACAACACUAGUUCCUUAUCUUCUUGAAAAUCGAUGAAAAUGAUAAACAAAAGCAAGAUUGUUUGCCAGAAUACAAACAUGUUGACAUUUUUCAAACCUUUAUCUUGUCCGCUGAUAUUAAUACUAAUUCUACUCCAUGGGGGCUUAUCAGCAGGGGCAAGUGCGUCUCCUCAGGAUGAAACAGUCAAUGUUAUUGAAUGUGAGCGCUUAGACAAGAAUGACCCAAAUUGUGCUAAUGGAGGCUGUUACCAAAAGUGUGAGGGCUCACCCAAAGCUUACUGUUUUGCUUCCUGGAAAAAUGGCACAGAUGGCAUGGUGGAAUAUGUAAUGAAAGGUUGUUGGUCAGUGGAGGAGAAUUGUGUAAACAACUCGCAAUGUGUGCAGUCUCCAUCAAUUAAACAUCUGAAUUUUUGUUGCUGUUCUGACCCAAGAUGUAACAACAAUGUGAAAAAUGUUUACUAUCCACCCACGUCACCACCAACUAGCACUGAAGGCAACACUGCGAUGAAAAAGCUGCCCAGUAGUAAACUGACAAAAACCCUCAUUUAUUCCAUUGUUCCGUUAGUUGGAGUUGCUGCAGUUAUUGUUCUAGUUUUCUGGAUGUGGAAACGAUUCAAACGGCAAGAGUAUGAAUAUCAUGAACAGUUACCCACAGUUGACCCAAUUCAUAAUAUGCCACCUUCGCCUCAUCCUCCUCGACCUUUGAAGCUUGUUGAGGUACGAGCCCGUGGUAGGUUUGGGUCAGUGUGGAAGGCACAGCUACAUGAAGAGGUUGUAGCUGUGAAGAUAUUUCCACUUCAGGACAAGCAGUCAUGGUUGACUGAGCAAGACAUUUAUCGGUUACCUCACAUGCAGAGUCAUGACAACAUUCUACGGUUCAUUGGUACAGAGCGAAGGGGAGAUAACCUGAACCUAGAGUUGUGGCUUAUCACAGAGUUCCAACAAAACGGGUCAUUGUGUGAAUAUCUGAAAGGAAACACUGUUACUUGGAGUGAGUUGUGUAAAAUGGCAGAAUCAAUAGCGCGUGGUUUGUCAUUUUUACACGACGAGAUUGCACCAAUUAGGGGCAUGGAAGCUAAGCCGGCAGUGGCUCAUCGAGACUUCAAGAGCAAAAAUGUGCUGAUCACUUCAAAUCUCACCGCAGUCAUUGCUGACUUUGGUCUAGCUCUCAAGUUUGAACCAGGGAAAAACCCAGGAGAAACACAUGGACUGGUUGGUACAAGGCGUUACAUGGCUCCGGAAGUGCUCGAGGGCGCUAUUAGUUUCAAUAGAGAUGCAUUUUUGCGGAUUGACAUGUAUGCUUGUGGACUUGUUCUUUGGGAAAUCAUGUCAAGGUGUACUGCAGCAGACGGUCCAGUUGGAGAUUAUCAGUUACCGUUUGAGGAGGAGAUAGGGCAGCAUCCUACCCUAGAGGACAUGCAAGAGUUAGUUGUCAUCAAUAAAGUACGACCUUCAGUCAAGGAUCACUGGCAAAAACAUCCGGGUCUUGAUGCAUUGUCAUCAACAAUUGAAGAAUGUUGGGAUCAUGAUGCAGAAGCACGUCUGUCGGCGGACUGUGUGUUAGAACGCAUAUGUCAACUCAGUAGGACAAUGAAUACCUCAAACCUUGCUACGAGUAACAGUGUUGUCAACUCACAACAACCUCUUAUAAUAAAUACCAACCAGGGAUUACCUCCUGUAUCACCCAUAGUUGUGCAGACUCUGUAAUCGUGACCCAUGGUAACCAGGGAACAAAACGGUUGCCAUGGACAACAGAACACAUCUUCAACAACAGUUACCUCGCAUUAUAAUGGCCUUGUUUUUAUUUAUAAAAAGGCAACAAAACUUUUAUUUUAUAUCUUAACGAUGCAGGUUUCAUUUAUUGGACAGUGAUUUAACUGCCAGUGUGUCAUUAAUAUGUCUUUUACCUAAUUAAUACACCAUUCUAUUUAUAUUCGUGGAUUUAGAAAUAGAUUUUUUCUUGCAAAGUUUUAAGAAAGAGACAUUAAAGAGUGACUGGAGACAUUUGCCAGUGCUAUUUUAAUUUCCUAGUGGCACACAACAAGUGUAGAUGCCGCUAAAAGGUAGCUAUGGAAAUUUAACUACAUACCUCAAGAUUUUUUGUGUGUUUAUUCAGUUAAUGAUAUCAUGCAUUAAUACCUCAUUGAAAUUUUUAGGACUUUGUGUGAAUUUUUAUUCGUAUUCUAUUUUACCACGUCUUGCAGGAAGAAAACUGGACAUUUUAAGAAGUGGACAUGAUUUGUGAAGUUAUUUAGUUACAAUAUUGUUGAUGAUUUCUACAUGUUUGACAUACAUAUAUGCAUGGAAUGAGUUUACACGCUUUCAGAAGGAAGUGUGUUAAUUGGAAUGACUUUCUGUGCUGAUUAAGUAUGUAUUUAUGUAAUGCAUAUUUUUGUCUGGGACAUAUAUAUUAAAAUCAACAUUUAAAUAUUUUAUAUGUAUGGGUUUUUGUAUAAAUGAGAGACAGUGAUGUUGAGCAAGUGUGUUUGUAUUUUGACACACUUGGAUGUUAAAAUUUUGAUCAGGUUGCACUCUUUAAUUUUAUCAUUGUGUUUGACUGGUAAUACGGUGUAGCAAGAAUAUCUUCUCGGGACAUUGUCAAAAUGUUGAAUUUUGUUAAAAUUAAAUGCUCACUCAAGAAAUUUUACUCUUAAAAUGAAUUUGAUUAGUGACAUACUGAAGGGCAUUUUAGAUUUUGAAAAUUGACACAAUGUCUUUUGUUACAUUUUAAAGGAUUUGAUACAUUAAGGAAAAACAUGUGUUUUUGCAUCAUGUACGGAUGAUUGUUCUUAAUAUUUGCACUUUUAAGAGUUUUUACAUAAUUAUAUUUACUGCAUGUUAGUAUUUGUAUGAUAUAUUUAAUGCUAAUUUAAUGUCACCAUUGUUACUGUAGAUACUUCAAGGCAUCUGUGUUUGUACAGGUUGAUUCAAGUGAUGUGUAACAGUGGGUGGUAUUUUUUCCCCUUCUUAAUUUUGACAUUACCAUUGCCACCCCAAAUAUCUUAAGUGCACUUGUCCACCUUUUAAUUGGCACAAAACAAUUUAUUACUGUUAGGUAAAUUUCAAAAUAAUUUAUGACUGAGUAGCAAACAGUGAGGGCCAGACUAUGAAAUCUGCACCAGCAGGCUAAAGGUUCAAUAGAUGUUUGUUUGGAUUUUUUUCUUUCAAUAUUACAAGAUUAAUCAAUGGUAUUUUUAUAAAAAAAAAUCUUCUAAAAGAUCAUGAGUACAUAUUGAAAUGGAAAGCACUGACAGUGUGGUCAAAGUGUCUUGCCUCAUAGAUUCGAGCCCUACUCAAGUCUCAACACAAUUUCCUCGUAUGACACUGGCACUGGUGAAUUCCAGGAAAAUAUUCAAAUAAGCUUUCAGUUAAGCUUAGAAAUAUAGAUAGGUUUAAACUGAAGGAAGAUGGUUUCUAAAUCUGUAUGACUGCAGCAAUAGACUUCCGGUAAAUCAGCAGUAAUGUGGAUGACUCUUUACCAACAGUCACAGUGACUAUUGAGGUUAAGUAGAGUGAUUUUAACAGAAUAAUUUAUGUAAAUUGGGCUUUGAUUAAAGAAUUUUAACUUAUUUAAUAUCCAUUUGUUUCAGCAUACUGUGUAAGAUGUAAUGUCCUAUAAUAUAAUCAUGUAAGAAUAUUUUAUUGACACAUAAUUCAGAAACAGUACUGUUUGAUUAUUAAAGAUGAUUUCCAAAUCCCUGUUGCACAUUAUUUGAAUCAAAUGCAAAUCAUUAAAUAGGGCAAAAUAGAUAAGUACCUGCUGAAUGUAGCAGCUCUGUAUCAUGUGACACACAUGGGGGGAGUGUCAUGUGACUUUGUGCCAUGUGAGACAUGUCAGAUCACUUUAAUGUUGUAAAUUAGGCAUUACAAUAAAAGGCAGCAUAUAGAUGACAAUGAUUGGAUGCUGUGCUACUUUAGUGGGUCAUAAGUAUACAGUUAAACAUGUGCUAUAGGCUACCUUGAAUUUUUAGUAUACAUAUAUAUUAUUUACAAAACAGGACAACACAUGGCAAUUUUUGACUUGCCCCGUGUUUUUAAUGUGAGAAUACAUUUAUAAGGACAUUGGCCACUUUAAAUUCUUAAUUAUUUUUAUUUUUUCCUUAUUAAAGGGAUGUACAUUAGUUGAUAAAAAUGUCUCUAAUUUUGCAAAUAAUCUGUUGGAAUAAUACCAGGUACAUUUUUAAUUUUUAUUCAAAAUUGCUAUGCAUGUGGAACUGUAAGACAAUUAUCUUUGAAAAGAAUUAACAUUUUGUGUGUUUUAAAAAUGCUAUAUAAUGAAAAUAUGGGACACACACAGCCCUAUGAUUGACGAUUUUAUUUUAUUCUUAUUUUCAAAAUUUAACUAUGUAAUUUUUAUAUGCUUUACAAUAUACAAUCUUAACAUUUUUAUCAAAGGAAGUUAUUUAUAGAAGUCUUUUAUGUUAAUAUUUUCUUUAAAAAGGUAUUCAAAGUUCUAUUCAUUAUUAUUUUAAAUUCUAUUUAUUCAUCUAGAAACAAACUGACACAAAAAUCACAAGACGUGAAGUAAUCAAAAGUGUUAUUGAAGAAGAAAUUGGUAUUUAAAGAUUUUUUUAGAACGUAGAACAAUCUUAUAUAUAUUGUUGUUGUUGUUGUUGUUUUUAUGUCUAGUUGGUCACAAUUAUUGUUACUGAUUUUUUAAGGUAUGUUUACAGGGAAACUUGUUAAAUAUGAUGUUUAUAUGGAUCUUAAUGAGUAGGACUAAUAUGUUUAUAUGAAUCUUUAUUAGGAGGACUAAGAAAAGCUAUGUUAUAUGGAUCUUAAUUAGGAGUAGUAAGAAAAGCUAUGUUUACAUGGAUUUUAAUUAGGAGUACUAAGAAAAUCUGUGUUUAUAUGGAUUUUAAUUAGGACUAAGAAAAGCUAUAUUAUAUGGAUGUUAACUUAAAGCUAUGUUUAUAUGGAUCUUAAUUAGGAGGACUAAGAAAAUUUUAUAAUGUUUAGAUAAUGUUUUUAAAAAAUGUUAGAUGUUUGUUACCUGAAGAAAUUAGCAAUAAAUGUGAAAUGAUUUGUCAUAAAGGUAGCAAAAAUGUAAACAAAGGAGUAUUUUGACUUCCAUACAAAAUACUAAUUUCACUAUAACUGUACUUAUUGCCAAAAAGAAACAAAUAAAAAAAAUGGUAAUUGGCCAAUGAGUUACUUUGUGGAUACUAUAAAAGAACACCAAACUUAAAAAGCUUUUGAGAAAUAAAAAUAAAAGCAUUUCUGAGGCAUAAUGGGCCUUACAUGAAGAAAUACAAUUUUUAUUCUUUAUAACCUGAUAUGAUUGACCUGAUUUAUUACAAUGUGAACUUGGCUCAUAUAUUGUAACAGGUAUACCUCAAAUUGGAUCUGUUUCAAGUUAUAAAAUUCUUAUUUAAUAAAAGGCCCUCUUUAAAAACAAUGUCAAAUAAGUAAAUACCUUUACAUACCAGUUUUUUACACAUAUUAUUUGUUUAUCAAUAUUCUCAUAUUUUGAUUGUUCAUACGAAUUUUCAUUGACAUAUUAUUUGAGCUUUUUAAAGAUGUUUAUAAAAUGGUAGAUUUAGGUAGAUUUCCAAAAAAAGGUUCAACAUUGUACUUUAACGUUAGUCUUUUUCUUUUUUUUUGGCCUUAAAAUCAGUCAUUUAAGAUUUCUGCUGAAAUAAAUAAAAAAAUAAAACAGAUAUUAUGUCAUAUGUUGUGAAACAGGUAAUGAUCAGGGAAACUUAUGUCUUGUUUAUCUCAGAUAAAAUAUACCUCAUAAAAAAACUAAUGGUUCAAACCUGUCUUACCCCUCAUAUGCUAGUUAAUGGACUCUUCUGUAUUGUAGAGAUGGAAUGUUCCAAAUUUUUCACUUUCAUAGGUAGGAGAGCAGGUGGAUUUACUUAUUUGGGAUGUUCCAUUUAGAUUUGAAGGGAAGAUAGGAUUAAUCAGUUUUAUAUAUAUGCAGUGACCUCUGAUAUGUUGACCUCUAAUGAAUAGUUUUGUGUUUGAUUGAUUUGUAUAAUUGCUGCCAUUACAAUGUUGUAUAUAUCAAACCCUUAACCCACUGAAUUUGUAUAAUGAAUUUGCCCAGCUUUGAAUUUGGAAUUGUCCAUUCAAAGUUAAAGGGAUUUCAUUAUCCGAAUACAAAAGUUUAGCUGCUUAUAGUAAAGAGCCUGGUCAGAGUGCAUGGUGGUGGAUGCCAGCUUUGCCCUAUACUGGUAGCAAAGACUUAAUCACUUUUGGUUCCUAUAGGUAAGGUGUCAAAAUGCUUUCUGGCCUCAAUAAUGUCUCUCAAAGUCUCAUAAAAAUGUGUCUGUUGUAAUCUUGUCUGUCAAAGAACAGCUUUGUAAAGAGCUUUUCAUAUUCUUUUACCAGAUUUUGGUUCAAAACAUUUGUUCAUAUAGAUCACUAGGAAAUUACACAUAGAAAAUGUCAACACUGAAAUAUUUUAAAAUAAUUUAUUGUAUGUUUCAAGAAUUUUUUUUUGAUGGAUUUUAUGUUUACCGGUCUUUUUCAUAUUCUGUUAGUUUGACAUUUUUAUGGGGAGAAAAAAGAGAACAUUUGAUAUUUAUCUAAAGUAUUUAUUGGUCUUAAUGAUUUUUUUUACGUCUUCUAGCCUUGGAUUGCUGGUUUUGUUGGGUUUAAACGUCAGUAUUUUUGUUUUUAGAAUUGUUUCAACUACACAGAUCAGUUACUGUUUAUUAUACUUACUGGAUUUUUUGUCAGGCAGGGAAAACCUUCCAUUUAUAUAGUCUUUGAGCACACAAUUUGCCAUUGUCAGUACAAGUUUGUGUUGUUUAGGCUAUUGUCACAGUAAUUUUAUCAGUAUUUAAAGUUUUUCUGUCAUAAAUAGAUCAAUAGUACAAGAAAUUCUGAUAAAUUAACUCUUGACCUUCUGAAAACAAAUGUUAUAAUAUAAACCUUUGCCACUAGCAUAGAGCCAGGCAUGCCUGCUUAUCAAUGCAGUUUUGCCAGGCUUGAUACUGUUGGCUAACCAGCUUUUAAUGAUCAUAUUGAUAACUUGAUAUCUCCCAAAGUUACAGAUAUGGAAGCUGGUCAAGUUAAUUUAAAGGAACUCCACUGAGGUCCAAAUGCCUUAAAUUUUAAAAUUUGAAUUUCUUUCAUAGAUCAGCAGGGCCUUUUAAAUCAGAAAGAUAUGCACAAGAUAAUCAAGAGAGACACCCUUAAAUAAGUUGAAAAUCGUAUUUUUGUGACUCUUAGUCAGAUUUAGUCCAAUUUUUGGUCAUAUUUCACAAUUAAAAGUAACAGUAUGGAAAAAUGGAGUAAGCAAAUGACCACAAGUUCUUGGUCUAGACCUACAUCAAUAGAACAUUCAAUCAGAAAAUUAUUUCAAGCCCCACCAUGCCAUAAAACUUCAGUGGAGUCCCUUUAAGAAGUUGCACAGGUUAAGUGGUUAACAAUGAAUCUAAAUAUUAUUGAUCAUGAAUGGUGGAGAAGUUAAUUUCAUUUGCACAAAACUGUUGAUUAUAAUAUCAUCUUACAGGGAAUAAAAGUUAUGAUUAUUUUGUAAUUGAUAUCUGUAUGUGUGCAUUUUAUUGACAUUUAUAUGGCCAGUGUAGGUAAUAACUUGAAUUAUAUAACAUAAAGUGUCAUAGUGUAUUAUAUCUUAAUCAUAUAUCUUUAUAUAAUGUCAUCAUCUUGUAACAUUAUAAUUAGAAAGGGCUGCCACAGCCAAGUGGUUAAGUAAGCCGACUUAAAAUCAUCUGUUCCUCAUCAAUAUGUUUGUGGAUCCGUCUAGGCUAUCCAGCUGGCUUAUUGAAAGUCAGUGGUUCUACUUCAGUACCUGCUUGUGGCUAAAAUAACGCACAGAGGGGCACCAGGCUUCCUUCUGUAGAGAGCUUGAAAAUCACCAUUGAUCUUUAUACAACAAAUGUAACACUUUAAAAUGUCUUUAUAGUUUCAAGUUAAUUGGCAAAAUCAAAAAAUGAUCAAGAGUAAGGACAUAAUACAAUUAAUGGAAUAGCUAGGGGAGGUUCAUUAUAGGGAAAUUAAUCUUGGAAUCUUUUAAUUUAAUGUAAUUUGACUUAUUAUUUGUAAAAAAAUUGUUAAUUUGCCCAGAUCUUGAAUUGAUGUAGGAAUGAAUACCAUUUUAGACAAAUGAAUAACUUGAUGAAUAUGAUUUAUUGGUUUUGUUUGUUUUCUCUCUCUCGGAGUUAAAUUGGCUUUAAAUUUAUAUAUUAACUGAUGAGGACUUUAAUAUUUUCAUGGCUGUUUUAUGUAUGAAGAGUAGCUUGUAGGGAGAGAUGAAUGUACAAUAUGAUGAGAUAUAGAAAUGUUAAGUGUUGUGAUAUUGAGCUAUUCACUCAAUUCACGACAAUAUUUGACAAAGCAGCAUGCGAAUAUUAUGUAUUGUAAACAUUUUGUAAGUUUCUCAUUUUAAGACUUUUUGAUCAAGAGUUUUAAUUUGAGCUGUGUCACGACAAAACCAACAUAAUGCGUUUGCGACCAGCAUGGAUCCAGACCAGCUGAUCAGGAUCCAUGCUGUUCGCUAUCAGUUUCUCUACUUGUUAUAGGGUCUGUAAGCAAACAGCAUGGAUCCAGAUCAGACUGCGCGGAUGCGCAGGCUGGUCUGGAUCCAUGCUGGUCGCAAACCCAUUAUGUCGGUUUUGUCAUGACACGGCUCAUUCGUCUACCGGUGAUAAUGUUUGUUUAGAUAGUUAGAGAGAGAUGAUGAUGAUUGAUGAUGAUGAUGAUUGAUGAAUUUAUAAUGAUGUUACAUUGACGAUAAUAUUAAUUUGAUAACAUGAUAAUUUUUUUUUUAUGAUUGACAAUAGAUUUUGUAAAAUUUUGAAGAAAAAUAUAUAAAGCAUUAUUUUGUAAUGAUUAUAAUAUGAGGUUUCUUGAUUUACCUUUUCAAUGGUUUUGUAGGUAAGCUUUUAACAUUAAGAAUCCUUAGGGUAUUAAAUGGCAGGUUUUUUUUAUACAUCUUUGUUAUUGUGUUACAUUUCAGGUAUAUUUGUGUUUUAAGACUUUAAUUUGAUAUAUAGAAUUGAACUUGCUGUCUUAAAUAAACAUUAUAAUGGUAGUUGAUGAUUUCUGUCUUGCUAUGACUGCAGAAUUAGGCAAGUACUUCCCAGCAAGGCACAUUUUGUUGCUCUUUUACUGCUUAGUAAUUUUCGGGUGUUUUACAAAGAAAUUGUCGGCUGUCAUUUUCAAUAAUUUUGUAUUAUGUAGUGUCAAUCAAAGGUGGUCCCUUUGUGAUAAAUGAAAAUAUUGGUUUGCAUUAAAUUAACCAAAUACUUUUAUCAUUAAGUUCUUUUUCUGAUUUUUAAAUCAUUGAUUUAAGAAAACAGUUGUAAGUGAAUGUUGUUUUCCUUUCUUUUUUGAGAGUCAAGGAUGCUGAUAAGCCUGAAUAAGGUUUUGGUACGGGAGAAAUAUCUCCUUGUGUCUUGAUAUUCUAUAAUGCCAUGAAACUUUUCUGUAAAUAUUUCAUGUUUAAGGUACUUCUUCAUGUUAAAAUAAGGCACACACUGAUGGCAAACAGUGAAAAUUGUUAACAGCUUCAUUUGUGUUUUGCACAAGUAAAAAAAAAAGAUUCUACAGAUUUUUUUAAGGGGAAAAUCAUAUUUUUGAUCAGGGGUUAAGAAGUGUAAAGCGUUUUGGGGACUUUUGUUUUAUAUGCAAACAUGUAGAAAUACCUUAUAAUAGUUUAGAAAAGGAAAGUUUUUAUGUUAUGAUGAAUGCAAUAAGUGCUAAAAAAAUUAUUUUUUUUUUUCAAAUUUUAGGGUGUUUGCUACUUUCAGGGUGUACAGACACUGUUUUUAGCUCGACUUUUCUAUGAAAAGGGGAGCUAUCCUACUCGCCCCGGCGUCGGCGUUGGCGUCACACCUUGGUUAAGUUUUUCGUACCACCCCACUUUAUUUCAGAAGUAUUACAAGUAUGGCUUUGAAACUUACCAUACUUGUUCACCAUCAUAACCUCCAUCUACAGACAAGAGUACAUAACUCUGUCAAGGUUUUUGACAGAAUUAUGGCCCUUUUUUGACUUAGAAAGUGUAUUGAGCUUGGUUAAGUUUUUUGUACCACCUCACUUUAUUUCAAAACCAUUGGAGGUAUUGCUUUGAAACUGACCAUACUUGUUUACCAUCACGACCUUCAUCAACAGACAAGAGGACAUAACUCUGUCAAGGUUUUUUGACAGAAUUAUGCCCCUUUUUGACUUAGAAAAUACAUUGAAUAUGGGUAAAAUCCACUUAUUGCCUUAACCCUUUGAGAUAUUGCUUUGAAACUUUUAAUGCUAUUUCACAUCAUUACCCCCAUCUGUACGCAAGAGAAGGUAACUCUGUCAAGGAUUUGUUUUAAAAAUUAAGGCCUUUUAUCGACUUAGAAUCUUGGUUAAGUUUUUAGUACCAGUCCACUUUUUGACUGAACUGUUUGAGAUAUUAAUUUGAAAGUUGGAAUACUUGUUUACAAUCAUGAUUCCCAAACAUGUCCAGGAGAAGGUAAUUCUGUCAAAGAUUUUAUUUGAAUUAUGGCCCUUAACUGUCAAUGUUUUGUAUUAUAGGCAAGCACUAAAAAAGUU